AUGAUUUCUCUACCACUCGAAGUUCAACUUCGUAUAUUAAAAUAUCUCGAUUUCAACGAAUUAAUCUAUGUUAAACAAACCAAUUCUUACUUUUGCAAUUUAAUUAUCAGGUAUGAGGGGGAAUUUGCACGAAGGAAAUUUUAUGAACUCUCAAUAAAAAGCAAAAAAGCAAUAAAGAGUUCAAAUAAAAUAAUUGAUCUUCGUUCUACAAAUUUUGAAUUUAAUUUAACUGACCAACUUAAGGAGAAGGUUAAAUUAAUUUUUAAAUCCAUCUAUUUAUUUUCAGUGGCAAGCAGCUAUAGCUAA
This is a messenger RNA of Meloidogyne enterolobii, 306 nucleotides long. The record is from the annotation of a GenBank genome assembly. Lineage: Eukaryota; Metazoa; Nematoda; Chromadorea; Rhabditida; Meloidogynidae.